Exaiptasia diaphana is the source of this 3587-nucleotide messenger RNA. RefSeq lists its product as uncharacterized. The record is from RefSeq and is a predicted model, not a curated record. The transcript has 2 exons. NCBI's taxonomy places the organism in Eukaryota, Metazoa, Cnidaria, Anthozoa, Actiniaria, Aiptasiidae. The coding region runs from base 139 to 3321 and encodes 1060 amino acids.
AUUUUUCGUUAGCGAUUUGAAUUCUUUUUUUUUUCAUAAUGCAUAGUAUAUGUUCUAUUAUCAUCAUCAUAUUCAACAUAAUUUUCUAAACGUUAUAUUUGUGUAAGUGCUUUGGGUUUCCUGUGUUAUUYGGGUGUCAUGGCGGACUGCAGUAUAGUGUGGAAAAGAAGCGACAUUUCAUCUUGUAACUGUUCCGAUAAAUCAUACCGCCACGUCCAUUGCCCUUGCCAGUCUUGUAAUGGAAAAGCUGUUGAUCGGCAUAGUGAAUUUCGCCAUUGGAAAGAUUCACAACUUGCAUCUAGAGCGCUCAGAAAUGAACCACAGCUUCGUGAAGAUCGUGAAUCAUUGGUUGAAUCGUGCGUUCGUUUUGUUGUCCCUGACGAAGAAAUAAUUCUCCCUGGAGUUUCCGAAGAAGAAAAUGUUGAAGUGCAUGAUGUUGAACAACAAGAGAGUGAUAUUAUUAAUGAUGCUGGUCGCUCUAAUUCAGUCAACCAAGACUGCAACCCUUUGAAAACUUUGGUGAUCAACGCAGUUAUAGAUGCUCUCUCCAUAACCAGGGACAGUGGUGCAUCUCUCAAAACAUUCCAAGACAUUUUAAACUAUGGAAAAAAUCUUCUUCUAGCCAGAAUCGAUAACACCAGUGUUGAUCGGGAAAUUAUAUUAGCUUUGUGGCCCAAAAACUGGAACUCAGUGCAAAAAUUGCUAAGGGAAGAGGGAUAUGAAGAUGCAAAGUUGUAUUAUAUUUGUAUUUGUGGUGAGGAAAAGGAAUAUAAAAGAAAAGGCAAAACAAAUAAAAAAAUGGUCUACACAGGAAAAUUCAGUGUCAUGGAGGGCAAGCAUGAAUUGUGUAGCUAUUGCCAAAAAAAAGGAUAUAUCAAGUACUACUAUCUAGGUCUCCACACGAAAAUCAAAAACUGGUUUAAAAACAAAGAAAUGUGCAAAAAAAUGCUCUCUCACUGGUACGCUCGAGACAAUUGGCUUAGAUCUGAUAUAAGCAAUGCUCAAAAAACUGAAAUUUGGGAUGGAGAUAGAUGGGUAGAGCUCAAAUGGUUCUGGGAUCCUACUAGUGCCUGGCCAUUACCAACUAUGUGCCCAUUUUGUGAAAUACCUGUAUCUGCCGAUCACUUACUUAAAUCUGAAGAUAGUGUAUCUGGUGCAAAACAUGUGGAUUGUCCCAAUUGCUACAAUGAUUUUCAGCACGUUAUCAAGACUGCACAUGGUUCACCUUUAAACUUAGCACUCAUUGGCCACUGGGAUGGGUGGCAGCCAUUUGGCACAAGUUAUAAAGGAUGUGGUUCUAUCGAAGUCACAAUCGCAAACAUGACCAAGAAUGACAGGAACCAUGUAGCUGAAGUAUAUGUUUUAGGGUUUGUGCCAAGUUCAGAAGUUCCCAAGUUACCUGAAACACUUGAUCCAUUUCUAAAGCCUCUUAUGACUGAUCUUUGUGAAGGGUUUAUCAAUGGCUUUAAAGUAUGUUAUCCUCGUGAUGUACAAGUUGAUGAUUAUUUUGUUUGUGAUGAAGAAACUGUUAGAAUCCUACUUCUGUGCUGGAGUGGUGACCAUCCUGGCCAAUGCRAGGUAGGCAAGAUUUUAAACCAAGGAUGUUGCCCCUGCAGAAGAUGCAAACUGGUUGGCCAGCAACUUCAAAACAGUUCAAAUACACAUAUGUAUUACGGUGAAAAUCGUUAUCAUUACAGAUAUCCUUGGGAAGAAAGAUCCAUUAAAUCUUCUAUAGAUGAUAUGCUCAACAUUGAUAAUGAAAAUAGAGUAAGUGUUAGAAAAUCCCUGAGUUCAGCAAAAGGCUUCACUGGGACAAGUAUUCUCCACAAAUAUCUUUAUCCACUUUAUGAAUUUGACAUCUUAAMGCAUUUAACGUAUGAUAUUUUUCAUACAAUACCUUUGAACGUGGUAAAAAACCAGCUUGAAAGACUUCUUGAGCAGAAAGUUAUUGACCAAUCUCUCUUGGAUGCUGAAAUAAAAGGCUUUCCAUGGACAAAGGGUCUACAAAAUGGAAGAAUACCUACUCCCCUUGGAAAAUGUUCAGGGCCAGGUCAUUGGAAAGCAGAAGGUUUAAGGAAGUUUUCUUUUCCCAUGGCAGACUGUAUAUUUAGGGACAUCAUCACCAAUGAGAAAGAAUUAGAAAUUCAAUCAAUAAUCUCCAGGCUUACUGAAAUGCAUUUCGUUAGCGGAAGAAGAGCGUGGAAUCAGAACAUGAUUGACCUUCAUAAGAACUUAGCUUGGAAGUUGAACAUUCUUGUUGAAGAAUUGCAAGGGUUGCAUAUGUGUACCAUAUCAUUACACAACCUUGUGCACAUACAUGAAGACAUUAAUACAUUUUCAGCACCUGAUAAUUAUUGGUGCGCUACAUUUGAAAGAGCUGUGAAGCAGUAUGUUAAAUUGUCUCACAACUGUAAAGGGAUUGAAUCAACAUUUGCUCAAUCUGAACAGAGACGAGAAUUUCUAAAAUCCUUGGGUGAGAAAGAUGAAGUUGUGUCAGGAUAUAUAAGCAAGGAACUGGGUUUUGCUAGUUCUAUUUUGGCUGCUCAAAGAGAAUCCACAAAAGACCCAUCAAAUGAUUUAUUCCUCCUGGGUACACCGAAGGCAAAUAUAAAAGAAUUAUCAAUGCCAGAAAAAGAGCUCAUCGGAAAUGCAUUGCACAUUCCUAUUUGUGAUGUUCCACCAUCAUGUUUAAUGUCAAAGAAAGCAUUCAUUAAUAACAAUGAUUUUACAGAGUCUAAUUUUGAUCAAGGUGAUACUGUCAUCAUCAAUGUGAGUGAGGAGGAACUUGUUGUGAAAAUAGACAAUUUUCUAUCUGUUAGACUCCCUGGUCAUUCAAGUUCUACUUUACYUUUGCUUGGGUCACAAUAUAAAUUUCAGCUCACAGAAGAAGGUUUUGUGGCCCAGGACAUUUUGAGUGGUUUUGUAAAGGUUCAGACCCAUCCACUUGAAAUUGCUCUAGUUCCAUUGCAAAAAGUCCAAAGGAAAGCUAUUCUUUUUCACUGUACUGAUGGUUGGUUGGUAGUAGACUAUCAAAGGCAUAUGAAGAAGUUACUUUCUGAAGUUGUUGUCCCUGUGUAUUGCAACGAAAAGGAUAUGGUCCUUAUCCAGGGUGAACAAAAUGAAAUCUGGCAUGGACAUGUGCAGAGUGUCAAUCACCAAGCCAAAACUGUAGACGUAUUUUUCUUUGUCGAGAGCUGCCGCAAUCAGGGUAUGUACAUACGAGAAAGUCAAGGGAGGCAUGCACGCAAUACUGUCCAUUGGGAUUCUGUGGUGGGAGUUGCUAAUGGCGAGUGGAUUAAUUCACAAUGGAAAAAACUGUAAUAGUGCUUGAUUUUCAGUGAAAAACAAAUGAAUUCUUAAAUAUUAAUUGCUAUAAGAUUUGUMAUCAUUAUUCUCAGAUUUUGCAUAUUAUUCGCAGAACAAUACAAAUAACUCAGCCAUGUGUCAAAGAUCCAACAAAAUUCCUGUUACUGAUUGAUUCUCCAUAUUGCUUUUGAUACAAAACUGAAAAUGUAUCUUGUACACUAAUCUUUUCUAGAUAUUAUAGAUGUUAAUAGCAAAGCAGCACUAUAUUAAAAAUAUCAUUG